UCAACCACAAAAGCCAGUCGAGCUGGAAAAACAGCUCGGCGUCCACUCACACGCCCUGGAAACACCUGACAAUCAUAACAACAGCUCGGCGUCCGCAUACCGCCACCGAGCGCUGCUUCAGAUUUACCGUCGGAGGAACUCCCGGCCAAAAUGAGUAAAAUCACGAAAUUCUUCAAGGGGAGUUCGAGCUCCGGCUCGUCGUCCGGGAGUAAGUCCAAACACCACCACCGGUCCAAGGGGGGACCCUCUCCCCAGGAGGCCAUCCACAAGCUCCGGGAGACUGAAGACAUGUUGAGCAAGAAGCAGGACUACCUGGAAAAAAGAAUCGAGCAGGAAAUCAUGAUAGCCAAGAAGCAUGGCACAAGAAAUAAGAGGGCUGCCCUGCAGGCCUUGAAGAGAAAGAAACGCCUGGAGCAGCAGCUGACACAGAUCGACGGCACGCUUUCCACCAUCGAGUUCCAGCGGGAAGCUCUGGAGAACUCGCACACCAACACAGAGGUGGUGAGAAACAUGGGCUACGCCGCCCAGGCCAUGAAGAAGGUCCACGACAGCAUGGAUCUAAACAAGAUAGACGAUCUGAUGGAAGACAUCAACGAGCAGCAAGAUGUGGCCCGGGAAAUCAACGAAGCCAUCUCCAGACCCUACGGCGAAACUUACGACGAGGAUGAGCUGCUGGCCGAGCUAGAGGAACUGGAGCAGGAGGACAUGGAGGAUAACCUGAGGAGCAUGGGAGGACUGCCCUCAGUGCCCAGUGCAAGACUGCCCUCGGCUCCAUCAGGACGCGUAGCUCACCGCGCAACGGCCAGAAGAAGGGGCGAGGAUGAGGAAGACAUGCGCAUGCUGGCAUCGUGGGGAUCAUAAGCCUUUUUUUUUCGAGAGGGGAGCGAAAAACCGACAGAUUUCCAUUUUUAAUUUCUCAGGGGGUUUGAAGCAAUUGCCACCAUCUUGGGACAUGUUCCUCAUGUAUUCAUUGAGCAGCCAGCCGCCAUGUUACACUGAAGGAAAUUGUUUACUGUGCUUCCUGUCACUUUUUUUUCCUGUUUCAUUUUAAAAUUUGAUAUGAAUCGUGGCCGAGUCACUAACUCUGAAGGAUUUCCAGCACUGAG
Molecule: messenger RNA, 1106 nt
Organism: Hippocampus comes (tiger tail seahorse)
Lineage: Eukaryota; Metazoa; Chordata; Actinopteri; Syngnathiformes; Syngnathidae
Product: charged multivesicular body protein 4c-like
Exons: 5
Coding region: 151-861 (236 amino acids)
Biological process (GO): vesicle budding from membrane; late endosome to vacuole transport via multivesicular body sorting pathway
Cellular component (GO): ESCRT III complex; multivesicular body; cytoplasmic side of plasma membrane
Source: RefSeq, a predicted model, not a curated record